Molecule: messenger RNA, 226 nt
Organism: Ambispora leptoticha
Lineage: Eukaryota; Fungi; Glomeromycota; Glomeromycetes; Archaeosporales; Ambisporaceae
Source: the annotation of a GenBank genome assembly
UGACUUUGAGACCUUUAAACAACCCAAACCUCCGUACUUUAUCCUCUUCAGAUAAUACCGGUGCAAGGAAAAUUGGCGUGUGUACUGUAAACCAUGAAUUCCACAAUAAAAGUGAUUUAUCUACAAAAGUGCCAGAAGUAAUAAAUUUGACAAAAUUCGUUUCGCCUGGAGAAUAUCCCCCUCCAACAAUUAUGUUUGGAGAAUCUUUCACAACAAGGAAAAAUCA